GCAAAAAAUUGUUCACCCAAUUUUCACUUAAGAAUUUAGAAAAUGCAGAACAAUAAAUUAAGAAAAAAGGAAAUUAAGAGGAGUGCGCCUUCUAUGGAUAUUAGUGUUGCAGCUACUUGACCCCGCCCGCGGUCCUCGCAUCACCAUCCCUUUCCCAGCCAUGGAAGAACUCGCAAAUCACAACGCCGACGUCGACAACGCCAACGACGACGAAGCACCGAUGCUCAGCUCUAAAGCCCUCGUGGCUCCCCAGGAAUUCCACUGCAAGCAGAACCAGUCACCGGCGGACCAGCCGGAGGUGGCUCUGGUGACGGAGGAUUGGAGGCUGAGCCAGUUCUGCUACGAUUGCGGGACGGCCGAGACCGUGGCCAAUGAGGUCCUCGCUCUCUGUUCGGGCACUCGCUUUCGUGUGGCUUGCAUCGCUUGCCCCAGGCUUUAUGCUUAUCUCAAAAGAAUUGAUCCCAGUGUCUCCGUGCAACUGCUCGAGUGCGACAAACGUUUUGAACAAUACGAAAGUGACUUCCCGUUUUAUGACUACAACCAACCGGGAGAGUUGCCAACUGAAAUGAAGCAUGCUUACCAAGUUAUAGUUGCAGAUCCUCCGUACCUGGUAAGGGCCUAA
Molecule: messenger RNA, 622 nt
Organism: Syzygium oleosum
Lineage: Eukaryota; Viridiplantae; Streptophyta; Magnoliopsida; Myrtales; Myrtaceae
Exons: 2
Coding region: 161-622 (153 amino acids)
Biological process (GO): methylation
Molecular function (GO): protein-lysine N-methyltransferase activity; nucleic acid binding
Source: RefSeq, a predicted model, not a curated record